UUUUUCUUCUCCUCCCACACAGCCAGACCAACACACACAUUUCUGUACAGUAAGGAGACUCUCACACUACCCGUCCUUGUUAGGGUACCUACAGGGACACGAGAGCGCGAGAGAGAUGGCACAAACCGACAGCCAAAGUUCUACUUUCCCCGAGAUAGUGGAGCUAAACGUGGGUGGGCAGGUGUAUGUGACCCGACAUGAAACUCUCACGACGGUCCCCAACUCUCUCCUGUGGACUAAGUUCACCCAGAGCUCCCCGGGCGACCUGCCAAAGGACGGCAAGGGCCGCUUCUUCUUCGACAGGGACGGCUUUCUGUUCCGCUACAUUUUGGACUAUUUGCGGGACUCUGAACUUUUCCUGCCCGAGUUUUUCAAAGAGAGGAGGAGGCUGCAGAAGGAAGCGGACUUCUUCCAGCUGCCGGAGUUGUCGAGGCGCCUGGCAGCCGUCAGUAAAGAAAGCUUGUACACGGAGGACAGCGGGGAGCCGGAGGAGGCUGAGCUCACCAGCCCGGUCACUUCCUCCUCCUCCUCGGACAAAACCCUGCGCUCUCCUGGGGCCAGCGCCGGCUACAUCACCAUCGGGUACAGAGGCAGCUACACUAUCGGGAGGGACAUCCAGGCGGACGCUAAAUUCCGCAGGGUCGCCAGAAUAACCGUCUGCAGCAAGACUUCUCUGGCUAAAGAGGUUUUUGGAGAAACCCUGAAUGAGAGCCGCGACCCGGACCGCCCGCCUGACAAAUACACCGCCAGGUAUUACCUCAAGUAUAACUUUCUGGAGCAGGCGUUUGACCGGCUGGCUGAGGUUGGUUUCCACAUGGUGGCCUGCAACUCCACUGGGACCUGCUCGUACGGCAGUAAUGACCCGGGGGAAGACAAGCUGUGGACCAGUUACACCGAGUAUGUUUUCUCCCGAUGUAGCGACUGAAAACUGCUCUCUGGGUGCAGGAGAGCAUUCAUUCUGACGACUUAUGUUAACUAACAAUUGAAGCAAUCUACUAUAGUUAUUUCUUUCAUUUAAUUAACAUCCCGAACUGGCAGUUUCUGUUUAGUUUCAGUUUAGUUUGUGUUUGUGUCACUCCCUGCUCUAUGCAGUGGGAUCAAACCAGAGUUGAUAUUUUCUGCCAUUGUUCUCCUCUGUUCUGUGGGAGGAGCACUUACUCCAAACUCAAACAUAUAUCUCACUGGUUAGGAGGUAAAGACAAAAAUACUUUUUCAUUGGGUGGGUUACAUUUUGUGGGCCAGUUUGCCUUUGAACCUUUAUGGCUUUCACAGAGACUGCUUUGUUCUUAGUUAAUGACAUACAUGUUUACUUAGGGUGGCAGAAAUGUUAGAAGCUGGUUUCUUUUGAUCCUCACUGAACUGUGCUUGCAUUGUGGUGUUAUUGAUGAGAGGCUAACACAUUAACUAGGACAUAUGUACUGUAAAUAGCCUAAUGUUUAAAUGUCCUCUCAAGUCUUACAUUUUGGGGAUUAAUGGAUGAGGAACACAGUAAAUUGCUUCUUCGAUAUGUUACCUUUAUAUGCAUAUGCAUACCCUUUUUUGAAGUCUAUUAUAUCAACCACACAUACAGUAUCACUGCUUUCAAGAUUACACAUUGGGACUUCUUCACAAUACUAUAUUGUUAUGUGCCAUUAAUGAGCUGUUGUCAUUGUUUUCUCUUUAGGUAUAAAGCUACAGCAAAUAAAGUGACAUUGUAACAGUAUUUACCCCAUCUUC
This is a messenger RNA of Cottoperca gobio, 1716 nucleotides long. Its product is annotated as BTB/POZ domain-containing protein KCTD12-like. The transcript has a single exon. Bases 116 to 925 code for a protein of 269 amino acids. Gene Ontology annotation, cellular component: presynaptic membrane; postsynaptic membrane; signaling receptor complex. The record is from RefSeq and is a predicted model, not a curated record. Lineage: Eukaryota; Metazoa; Chordata; Actinopteri; Perciformes; Bovichtidae. Gene Ontology annotation, biological process: regulation of G protein-coupled receptor signaling pathway; protein homooligomerization. Gene Ontology annotation, molecular function: protein binding.